UCGUGAUGAAAAAAUUUUACGGCUCAGAAAUAUUUUGUAAAAGUUUUUUUUCUAUAAAUAAAAAUCCCUCAAAUUAGUUUUUAAUCGUUAAAUUAAGCAAAAUAAAUUUCUUCAAAUAAAUAUCUGAUAUAGAAUGAAGUCCAACUUUCGAGAUUAUGCUUAUAUUUAAUACAACUACGCUCAAAGUUCUAAAAAUAUAAGAAAAAAAAAAAAUAGAAAAGAAAAAAACUUUGGCCAAAGGUGCUUUUGUGAACAAUUUAUUUGGCGGCGCAUACUUUCCACAUUUUUUUGUGAAAGAACUCGUCGUCGCUGCCCAACGACGACGACGAAUCUCCUGUAAAGAAUGCCAUCACUCCAAGAAUUGGACAUCUUUGAGCUGAAGCCAUUGAUAACAAAUUUGAAUUGCAAACUAUCAAAAGUUUCCGAUUAUGAUUCGCAGAAGCAACUUUUGUGUCUUGUUUCGGAAGAGAAUGAAAUUGUUUUGCGAUACAUUGGCAAUGGCGAACAAGAAGUCUUGAAAUUGAUUUCCUGGUUCAGGCGGAUGUCGAGAGUUAUUCAUGAUGUCAGUUUCGAUCCGAGUGGAACUUGGCUUUUGGUUUUGUGUUUCGACAACACAUUACACAUAAUACCAGCUCUAGCAGUUGUUGGCGGCAAAGUACCACAAGUUACAUAUCAAACAUUUAGCACAACACAGGUCACUUCGUACAUAAUCCCAUUUGUAGGACCACACGAAUGUCCCAACUCUAAGGCUUGUCCAAAUCACGAAGCGGAACGUAAUAAUGCAAAACUCUCAUCAAUAUCGCCCAUUCUCACACCAGAAGAUGGUGACGAUCCGAAACCAAUUAACGAAGAUGCAACAAAUGAGUCACAACCCGAACAAAACUUAGAUACGUGCAGUCAUGAUCUACCAAUAAAUAUGCAAGCAUCAGCUGCUGCUGCUGCUGCAGCCUGUGUGCCCCGUAGUGUGCCUGCUGAAGACAAUACGGGUAACAGCCAACAAGUCAUGUGUACGUCAUUUAUGUGUUCGUCGACGUGUCCAUAUCCGCUGUCAGUGGUUUGGUGGCAAACCGUAAAUUUAGGGCAUCGAGCAAUAAUCGGUUAUUCGGACGGUUCCAUAUGUUUUGUUGGUUUAAGCCCGAAUUGCCCGUUUGUUGCUAGUACUGCAAUCGAAAGUGGAUCUGUUGUUAAGUUGCUCAUUUGUAAGGACAACAAUAUUGAGAGUGUUACUUUGCUUAUAACAUCAUCGCUCAAACAGCAAUAUAAGCUUCUAUUGGAGCAAAGUGAUAUACCGUAUGUGUAUCCUGGGGAUAUUUCACCGGUUUCUUCAAACUGGCAAAUAAUAACGCCCAUCAAAAAUAACAGUAAUUGCUCAGAUCCAGCUUCGGACAAUAGCCAACAAGAAGAAGAGGUGUUUUCAGAGACCAAGGAAGUUGCGGCACCAGCAACGGCAACAGUGCUACCAACAACUUCAGCUACAACAGCAACAACAGUGACAUCAUUAAAUAGAAAUAACCCAGAUUUAGAUGAAGCAAAUAACCGAAAUGGUAUUUUACCAGCUGCACGUGCUCGAUUAGCAUCACUAAAGUGCCUUGGAUCUCAAAAAUUGAACGCGAUCAAAAUGAGAUUGUCAGAUCGCAGGCAAAAAUUAGAAGAAUGCGCAUACGAGACCUCCAUAGCUGGAUUCAUAGUAAUGGACCCACCAACCCUAACUCCAGAAAUUCUUUCAAUGUCGGCCGGUUCCUUCUAUACAUUACAAAAUCUGCGACAUACCUAUUUACUGAGUGCCUUGCACAGUCAUACCAAUACUCUAUCCGUACACAGCAUGGAUAUAAGCUUGAAGCCAGUGUUUUUAUAUAAAAUUCCCACCAAUUGUCAUGAGAUUCUUAUUAGUUCAAACAUUUUGUAUUCAAUUCAAUAUGUUGAAAAGGAAGGAGGCAAUGUUCCAGUUAGUUUAAAUAAAACCCCAUCAAUAGAAGAAACUGGAACAACAAUAACAAUGGAAACAAAUGAAGAGCAAAAAAAUAACAUGGAUGGUGGUGAUGAUGAUAACAAAAGCUCAAACAGUGACAUGGUAAAUGCUGUAGGUGUAAUAAGCAGUGCAAUGGCAUCAGUUCAAAAUGGUGAUAGAGAUAAAUUCAACAACAUUUCACUGCUGGGUUUAUUUAAAUUUGAAAACGAAACAAUUUUGAAUAUGUAUCAAAUCACAACCUAUGCCAACAAUGAGGCUACCACAGAACCAACAGCAAACAAAGAAGACAAACCAGAACUUUUAGAUCGUAAGCAAAUUCGUUCACCCGUAGAAUAUGUACACUUUUUUAAGAAUGUCGACAGUCAAGACAGUUAUUCGUUGCGUGAAAUGGAAAUUAUGAAGAAUGAAUUCCCUAAAAUCUGUUACGAUCCCUGCUAUGUGGUGACAAAUAAAAAUGUCUACUAUAUUCAAUUGAAAAAGGAGCCCUUUGCAAUAUUUCUCGACGCUGCAGUGGCUAGCAAAUGGGAUCAAUGUCAUGAGUUUUGUAACACGUUUGAUUUGUCAUUUGAAGCUUGCAUAGAAUUUGCUGGUGAUUAUUUGCUACGGAAGAAAAAAGUAGCUCAAGCAUUGUUAACAUACAAUGCAGCUCGGAUUAAACCGAUUCGGACGGCUUUAAAAUUAGCCAUGUUUGGACAAACUUAUGCUUUAAUGCAUUUGUGUGCAAUGGCUCUUAAAUCUAUAUACAUUAUUCGUAGUCAAUAUUUUUGCAGUGCAAUUAUAAAUAAUAUUAUGGAAGAUGUAACAUUUCGUCAUUCGGAAGAUGUUCAUCCAAUACUACCAAAAAAACCGUCCAAGGGUGUUGUUGUUAAUGAGGGCGAACCAUGCAGUGAUUAUCAUUAUGGUGUGGAUGAGUCUAUUAGUAAUUUGCAGAUGUCACCGUCGUCACAAUUUCAUUUGGCAAAUUUAUUAUUGAUAACUUUGGCAGAAAAAGCGGUUAAGGAUAAGAAUUAUAUUCCUUUAUGGAAUUUCUUGGUAACAAAUACAAAAUUCCACACAAACAUGACCAGUAUUGUUUUGUGCCAGAGUGGACUCUAUUCAGCUGCAUUGAUAUUAGCAAAAGCCAGAGGUGCAUGCAUAGAUACGUUCUUAGCUCUCAACAGUGUUGUUGGCCAGGAGUUUGGUAACACCAUGUUCCAUUGUGGUAAAUAUGUAAAAAUAAAUGAAUCUCACUUAGGGUGGUACUCAGAGUUAAAUGUGUGCUUGUACAACUUGAGUGAGCCAAUUUUCAUGGAGAGCAUAACGUAUCUGUCACAUGUGGCAUUAGAUUAUUUUAACUUUAUUCAAGAUAAAUUGGAAAAUAUAAGGGAAUGUGUAUUAAAGCGCUUGGAAAAACAAUUAAGUCCAUUUUCGGCAGUUUUUCGGCCAAUAGUUUCGCAUACUUCGUCCGCCCGCGCAAAUUAUCAACGCAAACAAGAAUACAACGACAAUAAUUCAUCGUAUAUAUUUGACUAUUGUAAAAGUCUUAUCGAAACUUAUCUGGCUGUUCUUAUUCACAUGGAGUCGCUCAAAUCGAAGCAGGAUAAUAUUUCCAAUGCACUUUCUUCAUUUCGAUUGACUUAUGAAGACAAUCAGUUUGCUAUUGAAUCGUCAAAGUUUUCACCUUUAUCAGCGGGUUUUGCGCAUUGUGCUUGUGUAGUAGAUGGCGCUGCAUAUUUUUGGGGAUCAAAUGGGGUGCCUUGUAAUUUUAGUGUUACUAAGUCUUCGGACCCACCUGAACCUCCGCAUGCUGUUAAGUGUUUGGACGUUUUAACACAAUUAAAUUUGGAAGUUCAUGCUGUUGUUUGUGGUAGACAACAUUCUUUGGUGCUUACUAACAAUGGAGUUUACGCUUUUGGAAAUAAUAAUUAUUGCCAAUUAGGUAUUGGUAAUGAUAUGCAAAUGUCACUGCAACCUAUGUUAGUUAGAGCAUUGGAUGGAAAGAAUAUAUCUGCUCUAGAAGCUGGACAAUAUCAUAAUGCUGUUAUUGCUGAUGGAUUCUUGUAUACUUGGGGAUGGGGUGUUUAUGGUCAGUUAGGUCAUGGAACUACUGAAAACAUACCAGAGCCAAAAUUGGUGCCCUUCUUUCAAUACAAGAAAGUGAUACAAGUUUCCUUGGGCCAUGCACACAGUUUGGUUCUCUGCAAAGGUGUAUACGGAUCUACAGAAGUUUACGUUUUUGGUUCGAAUCAUUUUGGCCAAUUAGGUACUGGUCCAAUUGGCUCCAAGAACGCAAAUGAUUCAAAUGCCGAAAGUCACACAAAAUCUCUUAUCCCAAUCAAAAUCGAUAUAAGCGGUAGCGCAAAAAUAAGACUGAUUCAUACCAAAUUCUUUUCUAAUCUUGUAGUUGAUGAAAAUAAUCAACUUUAUACAUGGGGCUCAUCACCUCAAGCAUUACGUUUGGCAAAUCAAAUUAAACGCCGAGCAAAUGCCAAACAAAAAAUUGAAGAAUUUCAAAGAAGAGAAAUUAGCAAACGUUUCAAAGAAACUCUAUCAUUUGACGAUGAAAAUGUGAAUAUGAAAUUUGAAGUGGUACCUCCCCAAGUUCCAACAGCAAAAUCUGAUUCGGACAAUAAACCAAAUAUAAAUUCCUGCGAAACCAAAGAAAAUAUUGAAAUCAAAAUAACAGAACCAUCUGAAGACGAGACAAACAAAGAUGAAAUUGUUGAGAAAGAUAAAGAUGAUAGUGCUGCUGAGAGCACCGCUGCUGAAGGAAGUAGCAACAGUAGUGCUGAUUUGGUUGAUGGUUUCCAAGCUGUGGAUAAUGAUUUGGAUGUGGAACCAAAAGUUGUUGAAGAAAAACCUCUGCCUAUUGAAGUCGAUACGACAAAUGAACAUAUGGCACCUCAUUUGGUUGAUACAACAGAAGUGGCUGGAGAUAUACAUCAGGUUUCAAGUGGUUUAUUCCAUUUUGCAAUGGUCACAUCCACUGGAGUGCUCUACACGUGGGGUAAAAAUCUAGAACAUCAACUAGGAACAGAAGACAAGGAACGAAAAGCUUUAAAUCGGCCUGCUGCUCUAGACAACAUUGAAAAUCCAAUGUAUGUCGAAUGUGGAGCCGACUUUACUCUUGUCAUGACCCGAGAUUACAUCGUCAAAGCUUUUGGAGGCAAUGCCAAUGGACAGUGUGGAAGAGAUUUAGGAGCAUUAUUUGACAAAGUGAAACAACGUGUCGUCUGCCUACCCACAACGAAGCGAUUAAUGCGCUACGAAAGCCAAUGCGUCGAAAUACCAACAGAAAUCAAUCUACCACGACCAAGAAUACGCCUGGACUACGAUCCAGUGCGAUAUUUGAAAACAAUUCCCGAGUAUCAGCCACAUUUCAUUCAAGAAGCCGGCAUCUCCCUGGAACCCCACGAAUCAGCAAUGAAGUCACCACUGACAACAAAUCCCUGUCAAGAAUCCGACGACAUGAUCUCAAGUAUUGAAAAUCUCAGCCACCUCGAUGCCGACUCUAUAAUUCUCUCCUGUCCAGCCUACCAAAACAACAGCUCCAACGACAUAUCUGCCGAUGAGCAAAGCUAUUCACGUCUUCCUCCAUCUGAUGAUCUCAGUUCAGAGUGCAGUCAGAAUAGUCGUGAGCUACGUAAUUUCAUUCACUAUUGCUUAUAUGUAUUUCAUGGUCUCUACAAUCCCGACAAGAUUGAGAAAUUCUCGAAAAAACGUCUCGAAUAUCGCAUCAGAACUCUAAUGUUGAAUUUUAAAUUUGUCGACGCUUUUACUCUCUGCUUGAGCGAUUGCUCAAAUGCCUCAAAAUCAUUAAAAAUCUUUGAGUAUUUCACCAAAGACACUAGUUUUGUUCCAAUGCGAAGGCAGGACCUUAAAUUCUUUAUCUAUCGCCUGUUUGUGCACUUUAUUACGAAGAAAUUUGACCUCAACGAAUGUGAGGAGUUCUUCCUAUCCGAUCUCGAUUACUAUUUGUUAGAGUUGUCCUAUGUGCUCUAUUUUAAUAACAACAACACUGAGUUGGAACAGAAUCUUAACCUGAAAUUCAAAAACCUCAUCACACAAGACCCCAAUCACAAUGAAGAAUACCGGCUGGAUGAUACCGAUUCGAUCUUUGAUAGUUUGAGUGUGAAAUUCAAGACAAUUGUAUGCCAGAGUCUUUUGAAAUAUUGUGACGAGGGCUAGCAUAGGGACGUGCAGCUGGUGUGGCAACAAAAUUUUUCACUUUACGAUUUUUAUAAAAUUAAAACCAUUUCAUAAGGCGCGAAAUGUAAAUAUUUUUUAAUAUAAUAUAAUAUUUUUAUCUAAAAACACUAAACAAAAAUAAGAUGAAAAGAAAAAAAGACGGAUUAACAUGAGUGUGUGUGUGAGUUUUAAGGAGGUAGGUGUAGGUAGGUCCUAAAUUUUGCGCCUGACAAUCGAAACAAAUUGUAGUGCCAUUCUCUUUAUUUUUUGUUUUUUUUUUUUUUAUUUCCCACAAAACUAUACUAAAACUAUCUAUACUUUAAAAAAAUUGUUAAUUUUUUUUUUAUUUUCUAUAUUUGUGACACUAACAAUGCAUGCGUUGAAAUAAGAUUUUUUUUUUAUUUUUAAAUUUUAAUCCAAAAACAUCGUCACCACAUUGGCGGAGGUAUGUUAUUAUUAUUAUUAUUAAAAUUAUUAUAUAUUUGAAAUAUGAGUAUGUUUUAUUUUUAUUAAGUAUUUGCUUAUAGUAUAUUAUAAUAAAAUUAAGAUCGUUUAUAUUUUUUUUGUUGCAACAUUUUUUAUUAAAUGAAUAUUUGCUCAUAGAAAUGCGCUUUUUGUA
Episyrphus balteatus (marmalade hoverfly) is the source of this 6755-nucleotide messenger RNA. RefSeq lists its product as uncharacterized. Bases 344 to 6136 code for a protein of 1930 amino acids. Gene Ontology annotation, molecular function: protein binding. The record is from RefSeq and is a predicted model, not a curated record. The transcript is spliced from 16 exons. NCBI's taxonomy places the organism in Eukaryota, Metazoa, Arthropoda, Insecta, Diptera, Syrphidae.